AUGCAUAUGUUGAAAGCUGAAUUUGCAAUGAGAUUUUGGACUCUUUGCUUACCAGAUGAGUUCAUUGUCUUUAUACAUCUUCUAACUCCAAAUAUCUUCCACUCUAAUCUUCUGAGAUGCUUUGGCAAGGAGUCAACAUCUACUGCAGUUAGCUCGAAAUUUGUUGAGGAGAGUGCAAAAUUGGUAUAUGGAGAGGAUUCAGAUAUUAUAAAAGAAGGGAGGUUUGCUGGAAUUCAGGCUCUCUCUGGAACCAGUGCAUGUCGUCUCUUUGCUGAGUUCCAGAAACUAUUUUUCCCAGAUUCAAGAAUAUAUUUGCCUGAUCCAACUUGGUCCAAAAUGCGCCAGAUGGUUCUUUCUUCUUACUUCAUCCUUGUACCCAUAACCCUACGCUUUGACACUGCAUACUUCAAAAACUUGGUGAAACAAAGGGGACUACUCACCUCAGAUCAAGCACUUUUCAAUGGUGGCUCAACUGAUAAACUUGUAAAGACUUACAGCAUGAACCCUGAAGCUUUUUGGGAUGAUUUUGCAAAGUCUAUGAUUAAGAUGGGAAACAUUAAGUCAUUGACUGGGAAGAAAGGACAAAUUCGUGUCAACUGCAGGAGGGUAAAUUGA
This is a messenger RNA of Durio zibethinus, 615 nucleotides long. The record is from RefSeq and is a predicted model, not a curated record. NCBI's taxonomy places the organism in Eukaryota, Viridiplantae, Streptophyta, Magnoliopsida, Malvales, Malvaceae.